Molecule: messenger RNA, 1434 nt
Organism: Saccostrea echinata
Lineage: Eukaryota; Metazoa; Mollusca; Bivalvia; Ostreida; Ostreidae
Exons: 3
Coding region: 1-1434 (477 amino acids)
Source: RefSeq, a predicted model, not a curated record
AUGCCGGCUCAUUGUUGUGCAUUUGGUUGUAAAAGUAGACAAACGGCUGGUGUAAAUUUGAAGUUCUUUCGUAUACCAAAGGAUGAACACCUGAGAGUUAAGUGGGUUUCGGCCAUUAAGCGGGAAGAUUGGGAGCCCUCCGACCAUUCCCGAAUUUGCUCCAAGCAUUUCAUAAGCGGACAGCCUUCCAGAGAGCCAACAAACCCAGAUUAUGUGCCCUCCAUAUUUUGCCAUCGACCCAUCCAUGAGGGCGUACUCCAGGAGAAAGUUCAGCGACACCAAAGGCUUGUGGAGAGGAAGGAGAAUAAAGCCAGGAAUGAGUCUGCCCAGGCCCUCCUUACUCUGAGCAAGGAAGAUCCUCCUGUGUGUGUGAUGGGGACCUCAACACAGACACCUGUGGUACAUCUGAGUGAUUCAGAAGUGCAGACUGAUAUAACACUUCCAGUGAUGACAAGCCUCAUAAUUACAAACCAGUAUUUGAAAAGUGUGUGUGACGAUAAUGCAAAGACAAUCAAGGAACUGAAACAAGACCAGGAAAAACUUCAAGACAUCUGUUGUGAACAGGAAGAAGAGCUAAAAGCCCUGAAAGCCAAACUUCAGCACCAAGAGGAAGAGAAUAGACUGUUAAUGGAAGAGAUAAACAAAAAGACCAUAAGUUUCAAGAACAUUAAGUGUGAUGACAGGAAAACAAAGUUUUAUACAGGAUUUCCAAACUUCAGUACCCUAAAUGCAGUGUUCCAUGAAACCUCAUCAAAAGUGAACAGAAAGAGAACUAAACUUCCAAAAGAGGAUGAACUUCUCCUGACUCUUGUUAAAUUACGAAGGAACCUUGCCAUGGCGGACUUAGCCUACCGGUUCAACAUAAGCCAGUCAUCAGUGACCAACAUAUUUCAUGCAUGGUUAGAUGCCCUUUAUUCUACUUUGGGAGGUCUUGUGCGUUGGCCAGAAACGGAUGCAAGAGCACAGACCUACUCUAACUACAAGAGGCACAACACCAUUAAGAUUCUCGUGGGUGUGAGUCCUACAGGUUGUGUGACUUUCCUGUCUACAUGUUGGGGAGGACGAGUAAGUGACAGACAAAUCACAUGUGAAUCCGGGCUUCUUGACAAACUCUUACCAGGAGAUGUUGUACUAGCUGAUAGAGGCUUUAACAUGACAGAGGAUUUUGCCCUUAAAGGAGCCCAGCUCAUAGUGCCUGUUUACACUAAAGGGAAAAGCCAGCUACCAAAGGAGGAUGUCGAGAAGUCUCGCAUGAUGUCGAGAGCUCGGAUCCACAUUGAGCGUGUCAUUGGGAGGAUGAAGGACUUCGAGAUCAUCAAAGGCCCAUUACCUAUAAAUCUAGUCAAGAGGAAGUCAGACUCUCGCAUUACAGCCGGGGACAAGAUAGUGCGUGUUGUAGCUGCCAUUGUCAACACCAAUGAUGCCAUUUUGUGA